Molecule: messenger RNA, 1869 nt
Organism: Lactuca sativa (garden lettuce)
Lineage: Eukaryota; Viridiplantae; Streptophyta; Magnoliopsida; Asterales; Asteraceae
Product: E3 ubiquitin protein ligase DRIP2
Molecular function (GO): ubiquitin-protein transferase activity
Source: RefSeq, a predicted model, not a curated record
GCUAUUUUGCUAUUACGGAGUCUCUCUACUGUUCUUUCUCUCUCUAUACUCUCUCUCUCUCUCUCUAAACUCCCGAUUUCGAUUUGUAAACAGAUGAUCCAGCAACGCCUCUUGUCCAAAUUCAUGAACAAAUGACCAAUCCACGUCGUUCAUCCACAGAUUAUUUGUGCAAAUCUCUUCAAUCUCACAAUCCAGAAUCCCCAUCUCCAUAGAUCGAAGGUACUACGUGAUUUAUCGCGAGUAUUUAUGAAGAGGGAUACCAGGUGUUUGAUUAAUUGCUAGGUGUUUCGUGUUGAAGAUGUCGAGUAAUCUGGUGGUAAAAGUACGAAGAGAUAAGAUAGCGGCAUGCAUGACAUGCCCUAUCUGCAAGAAGCUCUUCAGGGAUGCCACCACUAUCUCCGAAUGUCUCCAUACAUUCUGCAGGAAAUGUAUACGCAAGAAGCUCUCGCAAGAAGAACUUGAAUGUUGUCCAAUAUGCAAUAUUGAUCUUGGAUGUGUGCCCUUGGAGAAGUUGAGGCCAGAUCAUAAUUUACAAGAUCUGAGAGCAAAAAUCUUGCCAUACAAAAGGAGAAGGGUGAAGGCCCCUGAAGUUGUGGUGCCUUUAAGGAGGAAAGAGAGAUCACUCUCAUCACUGGUUGUCACUGCUCCAAGAGUCUCACCUUCACCACAAACACCAACCAAAACCACAAUCACAAUGACUGGUAAAAGGUCGAAAGUAACCCCAAGGAAGAAAUCACGUGGCUCCAGUUUCUCCAUUGAGAAACCCCUCCUCAAGAAACAACAAGAACAACAAGACUCCAUCUCCAUGGAAGAAAGCUCCACUUCUCAUGAAACUUCAAACAAGAUCACCCACAACUCGAAGCAGAAGAAUUGUUCAACUGGUAGCCAUGAUGAAAGAGAAGGGGGUGAAGGUGAAGCGUGGGACUGGAAGCCAUUAAAUGACCUUGUGGAAGCAGCAAAUAGGAGUAAAUCUUCAAAACUUACUUCUGUUGUUGUGAAAUCUGAAGCUUGUGUUAUAAAAAGUGAAGGAGGACAUGUGCAACGAAAAGCCAAAGGGAAAGAUGAGUUAAGUAAUAAAGUUGAAGAUGAUGAUGAUAAAGAUAAAGACACUGCUACUGAAGUUGUAACACCUCCUAUUAUAAAGAUGCGUAGGAAUCGCAAAAAGAAGUCGGCUGAUUCUACUGUGGUGGAUGCUGUUGAUAGUAGUAGGGAGAAAACUAAAAGAACAUAUCCUAUUUGGUUCCAGUUGGUGCCAUUUCAACAACAGGAAGGGGAGCCCUUGAGGCAGAUAGAAGGACGUUAUGUUAAAUUAAAUGAUGGGAAUGUACCUGUUUCAAUUAUCCAAAAACUGGUGAUGAACAAACUGGAACUUCCAAGUGAACAUGAGGUUGAGCUUCGAUGUAUGGGGGAGCGGGUGAUGCCAACACUGCAGCUACGGAAUCUGAUGGAGCUGUGGGUGCAAGCUCAUCCAGACAUCAUUACAGCCAAAAUUGGCUCAUCUGCACACCAAUUUCUCAUGGAAAUCUCAUACGCCAAAAAACCCAACCCAAACCCAAACCCAAUCCCCCCAUAAAAUAUUAAUUAUUCAUUUUUAUCAUCCAAAUCAAAUCUCGCCGCCUAAUACUUAAUACUUUAUCGGAUUAUCAAAUUAUCAUUUUUGUUCAAGCUUGUUACUUUUAUUUUCCUGUUCAAAUACUCUUUUAUCUUUUUCCCUUGUUUUGGAUUGAAUGUGUGUUGUUCAAUUUGCUGAAUUUUCACAUGCCUCCCUCUAGACCCAACCACAUGCAAUUAAUUAUGUAUGUAUGUAUGUAUGUCUAAAACUGUAAAACAUUAUUAGUAUCUAUAUAUACAUGUAUACACGAUUAUGUA